CUAGCCUCACUCAAUAUUUAGGGUUUCAGCUCAUUUUCACAUCCAGCAUUCUCACACCUUCUCUUCCGUUCACCACCGCUCGCAGCAGAGAAAAUGGCUCCAAAGAAGGGUGCAAAGCUGCCGGUUGCCGCCAAGAAGAAGACGGAGAAAGUUGUAAAUCCACUCUUCGAGAAAAGGCCCAAACAGUUUGGGAUCGGCGGUGCUCUUCCCCCUAAGAAGGAUCUUCACCGAUUUGUGAAAUGGCCGCAAGUUGUGAGAAUUCAGAGGAAGAAGAUGAUCCUCAAGCAGCGUUUGAAGGUCCCGCCGCCAAUUCACCAGUUCUCCAAAACCCUAGACAAGAACUUGGCAACAAGUCUCUUCAAAAUGCUUCUCAAAUAUAGGCCUGAGGACAAAGCUGAGAAGAAGGAUCGUCUUCUGAAAAGAGCUCAGGCUGAGGCUGAGGGAAAAUCUCCCGAAACAAAAAAGCCUAUUGUGGUGAAAUAUGGCCUCAACCAUGUGACAUAUCUCAUCGAACAGAACAAAGCUCAACUGGUUGUCAUUGCUCAUGAUGUCGACCCAAUUGAGUUGGUUGUGUGGCUCCCUGCUCUAUGCAGGAAGAUGGAGAUUCCUUACUGUAUUGUGAAAGGGAAAGCUAGAUUGGGAACUAUUGUCCACAAGAAGACUGCCUCUGUUUUAUGCUUGACCUCAGUUAAGAAUGAAGACAAGAUGGACUUCAGUAAGAUCCUGGAGGCAAUCAAGGCCAAUUUCAAUGAUAAAUACGACGAGACCAGGAAGAAGUGGGGUGGUGGUGUUAUGGGUUCGAAAUCUCAGGCCAAGACUAAGGCCAAGGAGAGAGUUCUUGCAAAGGAAGCUGCACAGAGGAUGACCUAGAGACAUUUUGCUAAAUAUGUCUAUUAGGGUUAGAAUCGAAUAUGAGUAUUUCUGAUGUGCAACUUGUUUUCCCCAGGUUCAGAUUAGACAUGAAUUUUGUUUUUAUUUUGAAAUUGCCCCUUUUAUUUUUAAAUCGAAUCUGCUUCAAGUGGACUACAUGAAUCGAGCUUGUUAUUUAAAGUUUUUCUGGUUUUGUUGAAUUUAUCUAUGUAACUUGAUGUUUGAUCUGUGCUAUUCCUCUGCUGUGUCCUGAUCAUUAAAA
This is a messenger RNA of Erythranthe guttata (spotted monkey flower), 1132 nucleotides long. RefSeq names its product large ribosomal subunit protein eL8y. The record is from RefSeq and is a predicted model, not a curated record. Gene Ontology annotation, biological process: ribosome biogenesis. Gene Ontology annotation, molecular function: RNA binding. Gene Ontology annotation, cellular component: ribonucleoprotein complex. Lineage: Eukaryota; Viridiplantae; Streptophyta; Magnoliopsida; Lamiales; Phrymaceae.